Dendrobium catenatum is the source of this 2503-nucleotide messenger RNA. RefSeq names its product transcription termination factor MTERF5, chloroplastic. The record is from RefSeq and is a predicted model, not a curated record. Gene Ontology annotation, biological process: regulation of DNA-templated transcription. Gene Ontology annotation, molecular function: double-stranded DNA binding. The transcript has 7 exons. NCBI's taxonomy places the organism in Eukaryota, Viridiplantae, Streptophyta, Magnoliopsida, Asparagales, Orchidaceae. The coding region runs from base 254 to 2095 and encodes 613 amino acids.
CCUUAAAUUCUGAAAAAAAGAAGCGCCAACCUAAAUCUCCCGGGUCGGGCUGGAAGACGGGUCGGGUUUACUAGGUUUACGCAAGUCAAUUGACUGUUUAACCCUUUCUACAUAAGCAACCGAACACAUCGUUGUGAUCGGAUUCCACACACAAUAAUUUCCCUUAAACCCUAGGUAGGGUUUUGGUUGUUAAACUUCGAAGGCGCGGGGAUCAGCAUUGUAACGAAAUCAAUGGGAACUUGACACGAGAGCCAUGCAGGCCUGGGCAAUACCGGCUGCUUUGCUUGGCUUCUUCGAAUCCAGGGUUGCGGGGUGCUGUUCAUCGACAAAUCCAACGUUUUUCUAUCACCAUUUGCCCCUGAUCUUGCCCCUUUCUCGCCUUUCUCCGAUAUCGGUUCUACCCAGAAGUAGUUCGCGGUUCCCUAGCGUGCGGGUACAGUUUUCCGCUGGCGAAAAUGGCCACAUCUCGCAAGAGGAGUCAGGGGGGUCAGCUAUGGAGGAAGCGCGGGAGGCUAUUAUAGAUAUUCUGCGAGAGUAUGGAGCUUCAGAAGAGGACACGAGGAUGAUUGCUUUGAAUUCGCCUCAGUAUUUGGAUAUGAUCGUCGGGAAUGUUCGCGAGUUGGACGAGCAUUCGCUAUGGAGUUCGUGGGGUCGGGGUUCCGACGCAGAGGAGGGAGGGGAUGAUAUUGCUUCUCUUAGUUUUAGAGAAAAGGUUCGCUGCAUGGCUAAGAGUAAGAGGGAUGGUGGAUUGUUCCCCUUUCUAGAGAGUCUUGGAAUUAGGCAUUCCUCGGCCAUGCUUAUUGCUAGAUAUCUGGCUUCUGAAAAACUUCCUGAUCUCAUUGAUAAGGUUAAAUUUGUGAAAGAAAUGUUAUUCUCAAGCAGUGAAAGUAUUUUGGUCAUCGGAAAGAAUGCUCGGCGUAUGAUGAUGCAUUUAUCAAUUUUUAUAGAUGAUGAUAUCCAAGAGACUCUAGCAUUUUUUGAAAAAAUGGAGGCUAGACAUGGAGGUUUAAGUAUGUUGGACCAGGGAGAUGCCUAUUUUCCACAUCUCAUUGAAUCUUUCCCAAGGCUACUUUUGUUAUCUGUUGAAUAUCAUUUGAAACCUUUAGCUGAUUUUCUCGUACUUGUUGGAGUCCCCAUAGCAAGCAUAAGAAUUGUACUUCUAUUAUACCCACCGAUCAUAUUCUAUGACAUUGAGAAUGAUAUUAAAUCAAGUUUGGAUGUGUUAAAAAAGGCUGGUUUUGACAAAGAUAUUGGCAAAAUACUUAUCAAAUAUCCAUGGUUUCUUUCAUCCAGUGUUCAGAAGAAUUAUGAUAAGAUUGUGGAGUUCUUUACUGGAAGAAAGGUUCCUAAAGCCAGUGUUGAUCUUGCAAUUAGAAGUUGGCCCCAUAUAUUAGGAUGUUCAACUCACAAAAUGAACUCUAUUGUCGUGCAAUUUGGUCAACUAGGUGUUUAUGCUAGGCGGCUGGUUCCAGUUAUUACUUCAAGCCCACAAUUGUUAUUAAGAAAACCUGAUGAGUUUCUUCAGGUAGUUUCUUUUCUGAAACACUUCGGCUUUGAUGCCAUAACCAUAGGCAGAAUUUUAAGUCGUUGCCCGGAGAUAUUUGCUGCUAGUGUAGAUGAUACUUUGCAGAGGAAAGUCAACAUUCUAACUGAUUUUGGCAUUUCUAGAAAUUAUCUUCCUCGUGUUAUCAGAAAAUACCCCGAACUUCUUCUGUUGGAUGUAAAUACCACCUUACUUCCAAGGAUGAGAUAUCUGAUGGAUAUUGGGCUGUCAAAGAAAGAGGUUUCCUCUAUGAUCUCCAGAUUUUCUCCUCUACUGGGAUACAGUAUUGAAGCAGUUUUCAAACCAAAACUUGAAUUCCUGCUGACAAAUAUGCAGAAGCCUCUGAAGGAGAUAGUGGAAUAUCCUCGGUACUUCAGCUAUAGUCUGGACAAAAAAAUAAAACCAAGAUUCUGGGUGCUUAAGAGCAGAAACAUCACCUGCAGCUUGAAAGAUAUGCUUGGCAAGAACAAUGAAGAAUUUGCUGCAGAGUACAUGGGAAUUGGAAGAUUAUUAGUCCCACCUGCACCUAUUCCACCUGAAGACAAUCAAUAGGGAAAAAAAUUACUACUAGAUAGCUCAUCUUCCUGCUGGAUUGGAUAAAUAAAAAGGUUUUUGCCAUUGUUACAUAUGGAGUUUUGUUUCUUGCCUUGCAAUCGAUAACAAGAUCAUCAAGAAGUGUGAAGCUUAAAUUUAGGCAAUAUUGUAAGAGUUGAGAGGAUUCUAAGGCUUCGUUUGCGAUGGUUUCUUACUCUUUUUUUUUUAAAUAACUUUUUAGUUCAAAAAUUUUUAGUACUUGAAAGCUGCUUUAGAAAUCAAUGAGAAAGUUGUCUCAAACGAAGCGAAAGUGCCCGCAUAGCAUGGUUUUAAAUGUAUUAAUUGUGAAACUUCAGAAAAAAAUAUUAUAAAAUUUUGAAUGUAUCAAUAUGAUAAAAACAUUACUGCUUGAUCUGUCAUAUAUAU